AAUCCAAGGGCCGAGUUUGAUAGUGGCGCUCAAUUAGACGCGACGAGCUCAGCACGCCGUCGCCGCUUCUUAGAAAUGUCGAAGCUCAGUUUUCUUUCGAGGAAUGCUCUCAAAUAUAGGGUUUCACUGUUUGAUCCAAUCCGCUGGAUGCCUUCAAGGAGUUUCUCCUCCGUUGGGGAGCAGCAAGAGCCAGUCUCCGACUCAUUUUACGAAUCUUCCGAAGGUGCGGCCUAUGGUCGGCUGACAGGUUUUGGAAGAAACACACUGAAGACAGAUAUUAUACAUUUCUUGGAAGGAUGUGAUCUUUCUACAUCGGAUGUAAAGUUUGAAUACAACAAUAAUUUUAAUCCAAUUUCAAUGAUGUUGCGGUUUCCUUCACAGUCUUCCUAUGAUGCAGCUUUGAGGCAAACUACGAGGAAGGGUCGUUUAUACAAGUUAGAUAAGAUAAGUUCUGGCCAAUGGGAUAUCACUGAAUCGCAUGACGGCAGAACUGUUCUAAUUCAAGGUAUUCCCAGCAACGCUGUUCGAGAAGACAUAGAGCGCUUUCUAUCUGGUUGUAAUUUUGAUCCAAAAUCCUUCAGAUUCAUUUCUAGGAAUGCUAUUCAAAAUACUGUUAAAGCUGUAGCUGUCCGGGUGGCAACUGGUCUUGAAGCAGUCAAUUUCCAAAUCAGGAAAAACAGAAGCUUAUGCUUCAAUGUUCCUGUUACUGUAAGAGUUCUACAGUAGGAUUCAAAUUUUCCUCUCUAUUUCCUCGAAGUAAACUCUUUAGACCUUGUUUUAAAUUAUAUGAUCAAUUUAUACUUCGCAGUGCAUUUUUUUUGUUUGAAGAUAACUUUAUUUUCUAGAACCUGCUCCUUAUAAUGUGCUUCAUUGUAUGGUUUAUGUUGUAAUAACCUUUUAAUGCACUUCUAAUGUUAAGUUAAAUUUCCGCAAA
Dendrobium catenatum is the source of this 934-nucleotide messenger RNA. RefSeq lists its product as uncharacterized. The transcript is spliced from 6 exons. Lineage: Eukaryota; Viridiplantae; Streptophyta; Magnoliopsida; Asparagales; Orchidaceae. The record is from RefSeq and is a predicted model, not a curated record. The coding region runs from base 76 to 726 and encodes 216 amino acids.